AUGGCGCGGUUGUUACUAGUGAUGUUGCUGCCGGCGCUUGCCGCAGCGGCAGCCGGUGAUAAUGAUGUGUGCAACCCGGAUAAAAUGACUGUAUAUAAAAUGGUGCUGCAUACAUACUGGACGAGAGACAAAUUCCCGAAACAUUACCCGGAUUGGAGACCGCCUGCUCAGUGGUCGAAAGUUUAUGGUGUAUCACACGACAGAUCAUACACGUUAUUCCGGCUGGGGACUCGAGUGUCAGCCUCAGUUCGACAGUUCGCCGAGAUGGGUCGAUCCGACGCUCUGGGGUCAGCCCCGGGAACGCUCGACGUUUUCGGGGCACCCGCUGUUGGACAGGGCGCUGGGAGAACUGAAGCUGAGUUCUUUGUUGAUGGGAAUCAUUCUAGGGUGUCGGUUAUGGCUCGCAUGAUACCGUCUCCUGAUUGGUUCAUUGGAGUAGACAGCUUUGACCUCUGCGUGGAUGGGAACUGGCUGGACAGCAUCACUAUAGAGGUGGACCCACUAGACGCAGGGACUGACAAUGGCUUUACGUUCACUGCCCCGAACUGGCCCACCGCACCGCAAGGAGUCGCAUACCGCAUCACAUCCAAAUAUCCAUCACAUCCAGCAGGUUCUUUCUUCUAUCCACAUCUAAGAAGAUUACCGCCUAUUGCUACGGUCCAGUUUAUAAAGCUACGCGAAUAUGAACUCUCAGAAGUAUUCCACCGCAACACAGACGAUCGAAGAUACGAUGUACUACAACUUGACAAGAUGAACCAUAACAACAUAGAUGUAUUGGACGGAAACAGAGCACUCUCUAUUGCAGAGGAAGUUGAGAGAGCUGAGCAAGCGCCCAGGAUAUAUUCUGAAGGAUCCAUGACUACACCUGAUGGGGCUUAUUCGUAUUAUUCUAUAACGAACACGACAUCGAGUACGACCGAAGAGCCUCGUUCGGCUAACGAGCUCCCGACUUCGGGUCCUGCCGCCAGCGAGAGGUCAGCUCUUCGAAGCCUGGCCCGUAGAUACCGAGCGAGGCGACGACGCAAGCUCCGCGCUGAUAGCACCGACCCGGCUGAAAGGAGGAAGCGGAAAAGAGCAAGACUGUUAGACUGCCGGGUAUCAGAAUGGGGCGAUUGGAGUCCAUGUCGCAGUGACGGUGGUUGUGUAGGCUCAGCUGUGCGUACGCGCCGAAUAAUCAGACGACAAAGGCCAGGGGGUGCACCAUGCCCGCCAACCGCUCUAACAAGGUGGUGUGCCACCAACUGCUCGACAACACAGCCACACGAAGACUGGCGGACUAAUCUCACGUAA
This is a messenger RNA of Spodoptera littoralis (African cotton leafworm), 1290 nucleotides long. NCBI's taxonomy places the organism in Eukaryota, Metazoa, Arthropoda, Insecta, Lepidoptera, Noctuidae. The record is from the annotation of a GenBank genome assembly.